Saccoglossus kowalevskii is the source of this 2831-nucleotide messenger RNA. Its product is annotated as NEDD4-binding protein 1-like. Gene Ontology annotation, cellular component: nucleus; cytoplasmic ribonucleoprotein granule. The record is from RefSeq and is a predicted model, not a curated record. Gene Ontology annotation, molecular function: mRNA binding; RNA endonuclease activity. Lineage: Eukaryota; Metazoa; Hemichordata; Enteropneusta; Harrimaniidae.
GGAUAUGCUGCAGACUGCGUGCAGCUAUGCGGCCGGAUUUUCGAUAAAAAAAAGACGUUAUAAUGGAGACUAAGACUGAAUUCGUGAUUCCUCAAAGUCACCAGAGUGUUCUAGAGAAGGCUAAAGACCGGGUUCAAACGUUAUUCGACGUUUGUGUGGUGCUUGCCAAUCUUGUUGCUGACGGCGGAGGCAAACAGUGGAUCCAAGUCACUGGUCAAUAUGAACAAACAUCGAAAGCCAAGGAAUAUAUCCUGUCACUGUGUGAUCCGCAGUAUAAGCGGACGGAGAAAUAUCCCCCAGAACUUGACGCUAUAUUACGCAAACGGGUAGAUUACAUUGAGCAUGAAUCUCGCGCUGCCAUAUCAUUUUCUGGUGACUUUACUGCGACCGUGAGAGGCACUGAUAUUAAUGUUAUGACCGCAUGCUCUCUUAUGGAAAAAGAAAUAAACGAUGCACAAAAUGGAAUUGAAAACACUGAACUCUCUAAUCCAAGGGGAGAAGAUUAUUGUGAUUCGUCACAGUCGUUCAGUCAUACACCUUAUAUCAUAGACGUUGCUCAAAGACUUUCAAGUGAGGACUGUAGAAGCCCUGGCAGUACAUCUAAGGACUCUGAUUACAAUACAGAUCCUGAGGACGAACCAGACGGCGGAUUUUCAGACAAUAGCAGACUUCAGAAAUUACCAGACGGGGAAGCAAAAAUAGCAGUUUCUCGGACUUGCUCUGAUCAGACUUGGUAUCAGUUUCAAUUAGACGCGAAUGUUACCACCGAUCCUGACGGCUCUCCUGUAAGUAGUUUGAAGAAAUCAGAUCAUUACAGUGCCAAUGUGGAUUUUGCUACAAAGCUAGGAUAUACUGAGCAACAAGUAUUGACCGUGCUUGAUCAACUGGGCCCCGAGGCUGAUAAGAAUGACCUACUUGGUGCAUUGGUCAAAAUGGCCAAAAUAGAUAAUGAUGAUAAAUUUAUCCCACAUGGUGGGUCUCCGACGGUCGGCUUUGAAACUCUUGAUGAUGCUGUUAUUAUUGAUCCACAGCUGGAUGAGAGCUCCAAUCUCAGAGCUAUUGUUAUAGAUGGAAGCAAUGUGGCUAUGAGUCAUGGUAACAAAGAAGUAUUCUCAUGUCAAGGAAUUGCCAUUGUUGUGGACUGGUUUUUAAAACGAGGACACACUUGCAUCAAAGUAUUUGUCCCGCAGUGGAGGAAAGAAGCAUCCAAACCAGAGACACCAAUCACAGGACAGGAGAUACUUACUCAACUUGAGAAGGACCAUAUAUUAGUUUGGACCCCAUCACGGCGGAUAAACGGACGACGUGUUGUAUGCUACGAUGAUCGCUAUGUCUUGAAAUCAGCAAUGGAGUUGGAUGCAAUCAUUGUUUCCAACGAUAACUUUCGAGAUCUACAGAGUGAAAACCCUGAGUGGAAAAAAAUGAUCGAGGAGAGAUUAUUAAUGUACACAUUUGUAGAUGAUACGUUUAUGCCCCCAGAUGACCCUCUGGGAAGACAUGGUCCAAGUUUGGACAAUUUCCUGCGAAAAACUCCAACUAUGCCGGAGUCACUUCCAGCCCCUUGUCCAUAUGGAAGAAAAUGCACGUAUGGGAAUAAAUGCAAAUACUACCAUGCAGAGCGGCCGCACAACCAAAAAAGUAUGAGCGAUCGGCUGCAGGAACAAGCCAAGACCAGGAGAGAACUCAGAGCGAGAGGUACCCAUGAAUCAGCGGGAAGAAUUUUGUCUGCACCGGGAGAGCAGAAAAAAGUUGUCAGCCCUCAGAACUCAAAUAAUAUACCAGAGAAGAAAUAUGCACAAAUGUAUAAAGAAAUAAACGUACCAAAGCGGCCUGUGAGCGGCACUGUCUCAAAUGAGCUGAGACCAGAAUCUGAAGGCUAUGUGCGAAAGCCUGUUGAACACUAUGAACCGUACUCUGAAUUCAGUCGGGGAGUUGCUAACUAUCACCAACCGCAAGGUGGUUAUAUACGAGGACCCAUGCAGUAUCGUCAGUCGCAGCAGCCGCACACAGUUCCCUUAGUAGGCUAUGUUAGACCGCAAGAGUAUCAUUCACAGCAACUGCCACAUACAGUUGAUUUAGCACAAGGAUAUGUCAGAGAGCCACAUCCUCAUCGAUAUAUGGACAGACAAGAUGAAGUUCUUAUGAAUAAAUUCAGGCAAAUGAAACUUCGCGAUCACAGUGAUUACAUGCAUAAUGGUAACUAUGGUUAUGGUAGUCGUGGUUACUCUAAAGAAGAGUAUCACCAACAUGCUCCGUUAUCGCGGCAACAAAGUUAUCAGCAUCCUGAUGUAUAUGGGCAGAUGCAUAGCCAAGGGCAACCUCCAGCAGAAUAUAUGGACCACCAGGGACAUGCUAAUGUUACAAGGAUGCGAAGCUUUCCCGUUGAGGGCGCCAUCCCUCAGAUACGUGAACCUCGUCCGAAUAUGAUGCGUCAAAACAGCACAUCUGAUCCCCAGAUAUACCAAGAUGAUGAACGUAUGCUGCGUACACACAGAGGCUAUUAUCCCGAGAUGGAACCGACUCACUGGUCAUCCGCGGAUAAACUUUAUAGCGGACCCCCAACGUGUAAUGGUGGUGAACAAAUUCCCUGGCCUGGGCCAAAAACUGUUAGAGCACCCAAGGAGGUGAUUUCCAGAUCAAGGAAAACAGAGUCUCCUAAAAAAGAUGUUCUUUCUUCAGGACCGCCUUUCCCACCCGGUGAUGCCAGACUUUUCGUGUUCUACAAUCUGUCGUCAAUAUUCCAAGAAAAAGACAUUCUACAGGCUAUGCGGAGACAUCCUGAGGAAAGAGACCCACAAAAACUGUGCGGUUUUAUAAUAAAUAAAAACUAA